Messenger RNA from Melopsittacus undulatus (budgerigar), 2497 nucleotides. It is a transcript of the gene CCDC60, whose product is annotated as coiled-coil domain containing 60. The record is from RefSeq and is a predicted model, not a curated record. The coding region runs from base 1 to 2058 and encodes 685 amino acids. The transcript is spliced from 15 exons. Lineage: Eukaryota; Metazoa; Chordata; Aves; Psittaciformes; Psittaculidae.
AUGGCAGCAGACGUAGGGAGGAGCAGCAGCAGGCUCAAGGCACCCGCGGGACCAGAGCCACCAAAGGACACCAGAGUCAGGGUGCUGGCUGCCCCUAACGUGCUGAAUCCGAAGGAGUUUGUGCGCAUUGAGGCCCUGCCUGGCUUUGAUCAGAGGGAAGGGAAGGUCUUGGCCAGGAGCAAAACCAUUUACAAGAGCAGUGAACCUCCAAGAGAACAAGUGUUCUGGGAAAACUACCAUAGGAGGCUAAAGCAGUUUGACAAGGGGCUCUUCACUCCCCUUGGGAAGCCUUAUCGGGAGCUUGGAGAUAUUGCCUACACAGACCCGAAGCAACUCACCCUUUACGCCUUGGGGCAGCUCACAGAGCACAGACCCAAGAAUAGUUGUCUAUCCACAGUGCAUAUCUUCAGGGAAGAACAAUUACAGGAAUCAGUGGAAAAAGAUGUGCAGGGAAAACCACCAAAAGAAGUAGCUGAAGUUACUACUGACAAGCACUCUUCCAAGCCAGAGUGUGAUCACUUUCAGUCUGAUGCACCGGAACCAGUGACGAGGCCCUCCCCACUUAUGGAAACUGGAAAAGAGCUGAAGACUCUGAGUGAAUCUCUAGCUAAUUCAAGGCAUCAUGUCAUUUCUGUGAAGCGAGGUGGAGGCUACUUUCGUAUCCUUCAACAAGAGUCACUGGAGAGGAAGAAUGCACGGGAAGCAUCCCAGCAGGCUCAGACCCUGGUGUGGGGAACUGACUUCGAGCCACCCAUGUACUCCUUUGAUGCGGAGGGCUCACCAAAAGAAAGAACCACUUGCUCUCAAGCAGAAGGCAACUAUCUGGGGAUGUCAGAGAAGAAAAAAAUGACCUUGCAGUCCUUCAUUCCUGCUCAGACCAAUCUCUUGAUUCCAAGCUCCCCUGAAGCCAAAAGUGACCAUCUCUUCCGAGAACUGUGUGUCAUACACUGGCUUUUGGAAGCUUUGACUCUUGAAUCCAACAGUUCGAUGCAACCCAUAUCAACCUGUUGGAAUCCAAAGGCUUGCGGUGGUUGUAAAAAAACAGUAAAAGAAGAGGAAGAGUUAAAGUUAGCAAUACGCAUGUGGGAGCGCUUUAUUACAAAGAAAAAGAAAUACACCUGGAAAACAGGAUACAGUUUACUUAGCAGGACGAUAAACAAGAACGUUACUCCAGGUAUCUCUCAGUUUAGCAGUCAGUCAUCUCCCCGUGGUCAAACUCCUCAAGGCAGUGAGCCUUCCACUGUACAUUGCUCUGAAGACAACAUCAAGAUUAAUGACGUGACUGAGUCAGCACAAGCUAAAGAACAACAUCUUUUCCCCCCCCUGCAGAAAUCAAUCCGGAUAGCACGUGGAGAGGUGUCAAAAGAUGUCUGUAAAGAAAAAGCUAUGGUUAAGAAGACUGGACCACAAUGGUUGCCAGAGGUUCAGAAAGACCACAGCAUAAACGUGCGCAGGGAGAAUCGAACACUAGGGAAGCAGAGAUCCAGAAAGCACAGCUGCCAGAUCAGCUCUUUCAUUAAAAGCAAAUCUAACCUGUGUGCUGAUAUGAAGCAGAGGUUCACAGCAGUCCGGGAAGAGGCAGCUUGCUGUUUACAUGAUAUCCUAGUGAGCCUUGAGAGGAAGCAGGAAGAGCGAUGUUACCAAAAAUACAGGGCUAUGAAACUAUCAAAGAAUUUCAGAAAAGAAUUGGACAGAAUAAGACAGCUGAGCAUGAGAGCUGAGAAAGAACAUGGUGAAGAUGAACUAAACUGGGCUCCCCUAUUGCUUGCCAGACUUCCGGAGUCUGUGAAGAACGACCUUUAUAUCCAGAAAAUCUUAAAGAAAUUGGAAAAAUACAGCAAGAAUCCAGACUUGAAAAUUGAUCCGGAGACCUUUCUUAAGGUUCUGGAUGAUCUACGUGUGUGGGAGCUGUGCUCUCCAGAAAUUGCUGCAGCUGUGGAGUUUGUACGUGAGAAUAUUGUGCGGAUGCCAGAAGAGGAUUUCAGCAAGUGGUUUCAGACAAAAGUAGCCCCCCUCAGUGCUAGAAUUCCUUCACCUUCUAAAUCCUUGGUGAAGUAGAAGUCCUCCACCUUCUAAUCAAACAACCAGAUGAGAUGGUUUUCCAGCUACAACUGUCUUUAAGCAGAAAAUAUUGCCUGUUGAGAUCUGCCUCAAGGAAGACCAGGAAGGAGAGGUAACUUCAGGAAGUCCCACUGACCACUCUUGCACAGCUGAAAUUUGUCCCUCUACUGUUUUCUGUUGGCUGUAGUUAGAGAAAAUAAAAGCUAAAUACUCUUGCUCCUUCCUGUAUGAUGUCUUGGACACACCAUCGCAUUUCAAUCUCAUCUAACCAUGCAGGAUGAAGACUGAGUUUCUAAUCACAGGUUAGGUCAUUUCUUCAGAUAUUCCUCCAGCACCUACUCAGUUGGGAUAUACUGAUUUCCACAUCUGAACAGCAUUGUCUCUAUUUUCAUUUUAUCACUCCUUUAUAAAAAAUUAUCCCAAGCACAGGGUAGUU